AUGUCAUCCAAUAGUUUAAAUGAACUCAUUCAUAAUCUGCUCAUAUUCAUCUUAGAAUAUAAUUGGAUAUAUAAUUUUCAAUGGAUUGGUGAUUUAUGUAAGAUUAAUAAAGAUUCUUCUAAUUUAUGUAUAUCAUCUAUUAUUGAAAGUUUACCAACAUCUUGGAAAAAUGUAUUAAAGAGUGCGAGUCUUCAAGAAUUACAAAUGUUUGUUUUGGAUACUUCAAAUUUAUCCCAUUGGCCUAAUAGUCUUAUAAAUUUAUCUAUUCAAUGUCGUCAAUUCACAAGAUUAUUAUUUCAAUAUAUGAUAUUCAAAUCAAAUAAAAAAUUUCCUUGUUGUUAUUUCAAUUCUAAUAGUAUAUGUACAGAUUUAAUAAAAUGUAUACAAAUGAAUAAUAUAGAAAAGAAUUAUCUAUUAAAAUUAUCCAAAAAGAAAUCAUAUGAACUUAAACAAAUAUUGAUACUUAUUCAAACAAUCUUAUUAUCAGUUGUGAAUAGUACUACGACGACAACUGCCACGACGACGACGACGACGACGACGACUACGACUACUACUACUACUACUACUACUACGACGACGACGACAACGACAAGGACUACCACUAAUAGUAAUAAUAAUGAAUUUGUUAGUUCUUCACAAGAUAUAUUCCACUUUAAUGAAUUUCUACUGAAUAAUGAACAUAUUAGUGAUCAUUUUCAAAAUAUUCCUUUAAUCAGUAAUGAAUUGAUAGAAAAUAGUAUUAUGAAAGAUGGAAAUUCAAGCAUCCCACUUAAGAUUGUUGAUAUUGGUUCUGGAUUAGGCUAUUUAUCUAAUUAUAUUGGUUAUCAUCUAAUACUUAAGUAUGGGGAUUUAUUUACAGAACCUCAAAUUAUUGCAGUUGAAUGUGAUGAGGGUUUACAUCUUAAAGCUUUGACAAAUUUAAGUCAGUAUAAUUCAAUAUUUCAAGUGAAAUCUUUAACUUCAGUUGUGAAACGAUUACUAUUUCGUGUUGAAUCGACGAAUUUAGAUUUGUUACAAACAAGACUUUAUCAAUUCACUUCUGGUUAUAAUUACUUAUUACUUGGUUUACAUUGUUGUGGAGAUUUAAGUCAAUCUAUGAUUGAAUUAUUUCAUCAAGAUUGUUCAGCAAAAAUUCUACUAUUAGUCGGAUGUUGUUAUCAUAAAAUGACAGUGGAAAAGUUUCCUACGAGUGAUUACUUGCGUAAAGCGAUGUUAAAUUGUGAUAUGAACUUUAUUGAAAAAUGUAUUACACCAGCUACACUACGUUUAGCCUGUCAACAUUCACCUUUAACAUGGUUAAAUUGGACAGAAUUAGAUGCUAAUAAACAUCGUAUACGUGUAUUGGCUCGUAUAAUUUUAGAUUUGAUAUUGAUCAAGUAUAACAACUUGUCUAUGGUAUUUGAACGAUAUAAACGACUUGAUCCAGUGACACAAUGUGAUGCAAUAAAGAAAUUAUUAGCUAUUCAUUAUCAUGAAAAUGAUGCGAAUGAUAAUCCUCGAUCACUUCACUUCAAUGAUGUGUAUCCACAUAUUAUCAACUUUUGGCAAAAGUACUUAGCAGAUAUUCUAUGUUCCAAUCAGUCGACUAAUAGUGACUUAUGUUUCACGGAAUAUCGUGACUAUUUUGAACAGAUAUGGAAUCUGAUACCAGGUCUAUUAGCUUUACAGCAAUUAUUUCAACCAUUACUUGAGACAAUUGUACUGUUUGAUCGUUUAUGGUAUCUUAGAGAAUAUGGCAACGUAAAUGGAAAAUAUGAUCAAGUUGAUCCUUAUCAAUAUUCUGGUUAUAUACGUAUUUUUGACCCAGUUUUAUCACCACGUUGUAUGGCAUUGUUAGUGUGUAAAAAAUAG
Messenger RNA from Schistosoma curassoni, 1851 nucleotides. NCBI's taxonomy places the organism in Eukaryota, Metazoa, Platyhelminthes, Trematoda, Strigeidida, Schistosomatidae. The record is from the annotation of a GenBank genome assembly.